AUGCUACUAUUGCUGCUAAUUAGUACCCUCGCCGUCGGCAUCGCUAGCUCGGAAGGCGACAAUCGCGCGACGCGUUCCCGGCGGACCUACCACCCGACCUUUUCUCGUAGCCUGCUUUCGCCGACGAAUCGCAACGACGGGAUCCGCAGCGCAGGCCGACCAACCAUACGGCGGCUGUCGCCAGAUGAAUCGCAAGAUGACACGGCGUUCGACGACGCGGCGGAUGCGAUCAAGGAGAGCGGAAGCGCGCGAAUGGCGGUGCGGGUAGGAAAGGGCGGCGCGGCGGGUGAGGAUGGGACGGCGAACGGGAAGCGGCAGGAGAUGGUAUGGCUGCGACGAGGCAUGGCCGCUGCGAGGGGCGAGGCGCGAGUGGAUGCGCGCAAGAAGAAGUGCGGGCGGCGUUGCGGCGUGAUGAAUCGCCCCAUCGCCAUCUACCUGCUGUGGUACGGCGUGUUCUCCGACGCGCAGAAGGCGCUCGUGCGCAAUCUGAUCGCGUCGCUCAACCCGUCCGCCGAUGCUGCUCUCACUGUCCCGCUCUGGUGGAACAUCAACCGGCUGUACUACGAUCGCGACAUGAAUUUCAUUUCAGGGAAUGUGACUGUAAGGGGCGAGGUGGAGGACACGGGGUAUUCCCAAGGGACCAUGCUGCUGGACUCCACUGUGGAUACGAUCGUCCGUAACGCGGUUACCAGCAACCAACUGCCGUUUGACAGGGACGGGGUGUACUUUGUGCUUUCAGACGAGACCGUCGACCAGGUAUCAGAUGGGAUGGCUUUCUGUUCGGACUACUGCGGCUGGCACUGGUACACCAACGUGCCGGGGCAGGGCCUGCUUGUGUCCGCCUGGGUUGGCAACGCCGGCACCAAGUGCCGAUCCAGCUGCAUAGCCUCGCAGCUCUUCAGCGGGCCGGGCCACUCUCCCAACGGCGACGUGGGCAUGGAUGGGUUGCUGUCUGUGUUUGCGCACGAGCUCGCAGAGGCCACCUCUGACCCGUUCAUGUCGGCAUGGUUCGACAAAGAUGGAGAGGAGAACGCUGACAAGUGUGCCUGGGAGUUUGGGGACAUGCUGUUUGACUCGCUAGAUGGUCCCUUCUACAACCUUGUGGGCCUCAACAACCAGAAGUUCCUCAUCCAGCAAAACUGGAACCUCAUGAAAGGAACAUGCACCUCUACAGUAUCAUACUCAAACCUCGCUUCCUCCACCGCUCCUUCGCCUCCUCAGCAAGCUAGAGGAGGGGGCAUGGGUGGGUUAAUAGGAAAAAUAAUUGGUGGUAGAAGUUGA
Messenger RNA from Closterium sp. Yama58-4, 1281 nucleotides. Lineage: Eukaryota; Viridiplantae; Streptophyta; Zygnematophyceae; Desmidiales; Closteriaceae. The record is from the annotation of a GenBank genome assembly.